Messenger RNA from Betta splendens (Siamese fighting fish), 4286 nucleotides. RefSeq names its product protein EVI2B (gene evi2b). Bases 2210 to 3406 code for a protein of 398 amino acids. The transcript is spliced from 3 exons. The record is from RefSeq and is a predicted model, not a curated record. NCBI's taxonomy places the organism in Eukaryota, Metazoa, Chordata, Actinopteri, Anabantiformes, Osphronemidae.
GUCUGCUUGUGUAUGUUGUGUUUGUUUAUCUGAACUUGGACCCAGAGCACACAGAGAAUCCACAGAGACUAUGUCAUCCACUCACCAGCCAUCAUCUCAGUCAGUAGGAAUUUGCAGCUUUGGAUUUCUCCUUUAUAAAAGCUUUUUAACCAGGUGACCAGACCCCUAAAAAACAACGCACACAUACAGGGCAGGAAGUCAGCUUAGAACAUUUCUAGACCAACUGCUGCAGGUGCCUUACUCGAUCUCUCGGCAAGGCCAGCUGAAAGCACGAUGGAAGUUACAGGAGCUGCCUUUUGGCUGUUCCUUCUGUUGAGCCAACUGCCACUCAGUCGUUCUGAAGGCUUUUCAACUGUACGGAGCAAAACAGGAAGUAAAGCUGGAAACGCAGUCCCUGCCACGGAGCAGGGCCCCAACACUACUGACCACAUAGGCUCUUCCCUUAAUGACGCAUAUGGCAACUGCUUGAUUGACACUCAGAUGGGUCUCAUUGCGGUUGGUACAGCAGGAGGCCUGAUAGUCUGCCUGCUGGUUGUUAUUGUGGUGCUGGCAAGGCAGGUUUAUCACAUUCAGCAGCGGGUUUCUGCACCACGAACCUCCAGGUCCAACAUGGACUUGGUCAGCAGUACCGGCUACUGGGGAAUUGAACAGGCAGAGGUCAGAGGACUGGUUGGACCUUGUGAUGCCAGUGUGAUGCUCGAGGAGGUGAGAGAAGAGAGCACUAUGGAUGAAGGAAGGCAGGCUGAACUCAGAGAGCUAAUCACACCAGUUGGAACGGGCCUUGAGGAAGACAUGGACAUUCAAAUGCACAGCUCCAUGCCCAGCGACUCUUGUCUUGUGGUUCCUAAGGACCUAGAGGACAUGCCGCUUGUUGUUUAAAGAGGUAAUCAAACCAUUACUCUUAGAAAGAAGCUCAUGGAGCCACAUUAGAGCCUCGGUGGUACAGAACACAUUAAAACAUGUGAAUGAAAUAAGUGAACAAAAUUACACAUGUGAGAAUGCACCCAAAGCCAGCUAAGUAAUGAGGCUCAAACCCAGACCUACAACAUUUAAUACGUGAUAAUAAUUAUUUCGAAUUACACACAUCGUAUUUGACAGGUGAGCUGACAUCAAGGCCAAUGUUGAACGAGCGUCUUUAUCUAUGUUUCAGGUGAAAUUAUCCAUAAUCAUUAAAUGUCUAACACACAUUUUUACAUUCUAGCUCAGCAGGUUCAGCAUCUACUGCUUGCUUUGAAUCUCAUUUUUUUUGCAUAACAGAGCUGAUAAUGCGUGGAAACAUACAUUUUCCAUAUGAGAGCCUAGGAGCGUGUACAGCUAAAGCUAAAUGCUGAAGUGAAGCUUGGUACAGUGAAUUUAAUGCACAUCUGUGAACCACGCAAUUACUGAAGGACUCCUAAUGUGAAUUCUAACUUCUUGUUUGUGUCAAUAAAAAGGAUGCAGUUAAAAAUAAACAUUUUUAAUAAGAGUUUUUGCACUGUUUCAUUGUUUCAUGUAUUAUUUCAAUAUACAGAAUAGAUAAUCUUUCUAUCACUGAAGGUGUCGUAAUCAGAAAGUUAAUCAAUCUUGUUAUUGUUCUCAAACAUGCAUAAGCUUAUUAAAGUCACAAUUGUGGAUGGGGAUUUUUUGUUUGUUUGUUUGUUUGUUUGAUAGACAAUGGUUAGAGAUCAAACCUUGUGCUUUGUUAAACAUUUUAAUACAUUGAACACUAUAUUUAGCAAAGCAGACCGCAAAGCAGCGCCGUCAUCGGUUUCAAAAGCCACACUUCCUGUAAGCCAGGCUACAAUUCGUCUUUCAGUCAAGAGCAGCUCUUCGUGUCUUUACGUCCUGACUUAAGACAAGUGUGGCUGAAGAAUUCAAGUCCUGGUGCUUUUCACUAGCUGUAUUCUGCAACAACACAGCUACUGUAACCACCGUUACCCGUGUAAAGCCAUUGGUGAGUAUGUUUAAAUUAUUAUUCACUUCACUAGACUUACAAGCACUGUACCACUUGCUUUGUAUAUUUUGUGUUGGCCCAGGAACCAAUAAUGGGAAGCAUUGCCUCAAAGCAUAUUAAAACUGCAGCCUGUCAAAAUAAACAUGUCUCUGCUGAGUUAAACUGAACCAUAAAUGCUAAGGAUGUAUUUUCCUGAAAUAUGUUUAGGAAAUUAUGCAGUUUAAAGCAUUACUUUUCUCACCGUCCCUUCAACCAUUUCCUUAUUAGUCAGAUUAUAUGCUGUGCACAUUUGACAGCCUAACGUCCUCUGUUCUAGCUGCACAGACAAUGAGGGAAGAGAGAAGAAUGACUGUGUGUUCUACACCACUGCUUUUAAUGUGGCUCCUGCAAGUGACAGCAAACAAUGCAGAGGCAACCAUCCUGGAUCACAGCAGCCCUGCUGAGAUGGCAGGCACAGUAACAGGGACCCCAACAGAUGGUCAGAUGAAAACAAGGAAUGCAUCCAGUUCUUUUCCAAAGGAUUUGUAUAGCGUCAUGCCAUCCAUCACAGCAAAGACCAACUCACGCAAUGAUCAAACAGUAACAGGUCCAACCAAUUCAACAUUACCUCAGUUAAAGCCCUCGGUUAAAGAAGGGACCAUGAAGACCAUAACACAAGAGCCAACUCAAAGCAGAAGAAGAACAGCAACAGGAGCUGUAACCAAUCUUACCAUUAAACCAACCACAGGCACAAUAGUUCCUCCCAUACUAAACAAUUCAAUGCAAGAACAAAACACAAGCAAAACCACAAGCUCACAGCUCCCCAGUCAUACCAAGAGGCAAGCGUCUACAAGGCCUGCAUUAUCCACACACCGCACCUCUACUACAAUCACGGGUACCAAGCUUGCCAGCCCAGUACCAAUACAAACAACCGUGACAAGUAGCUCCACAACCGUGAAAAAGAAUCCAUUCCGAGAGAUCAAAAAGACAGGGAAAGUCCUGCAGCAGAAAGAGAGACCAAACCAUGGUAGGAUAGCUGCAGGACUCAUGGGAGGAGCCCUGAUGGUGAUGAUAAUCGGGUUCUUGGUCAUCUUCUUUAAGAAAAGGAUGCUUCAGAAACAACAGAUAACCACAACAGACUGGGCAGGUCCUUCACCGUUUCUAGACAGUGUGGCCGAAAAUGCCGUGAUUAACCAAAUGUCUUCUAACCAAAUUUCUCUAGGAGGUGUCCUGCCUCAGAGGCUUUCCAAAAGGCUGUCCGAGUGGCAAGACAUGACAGGAGACACUACAUUCACAGAUAAAUAUGAAGGGAUUAUCUUUGGUCAAGAUGAACAAGCAAGCAAUGGGCCUGCAGCAGGCAUUCCAGGAAGUAACAGCACAGGGGAUGACAAAGAAGACGCUGUUUCAGUGACCUUUGCACAAUCUAACAAUGCGGUCUCCAGAAAUGCAGACUCUGAGGCAGCAGGGCCUGGUCAGAACCACGCUCUGGUAUAACAACUGAAUGAUGGCCUGACAACCCCUCAUAAAUCCAGCAGACCUUUGUCUUUCAUUGGGUUCUCUUCUUAGACAUGACGAGGAAGUUCACCCAGCAUGACUUUAUAGACUGCAUUUAGUCAUGGUCAACUACACUUGCGCAAUAAAUCUAAGAAAAGCAAAACAGGACAAAAACUAGUCACAUAUGCUCCUAUCUUCUCCAAACUCUGUCCAGCUGUUUCUAUGGUCAUACAAUAACAUAUAAAAUGAAGACAUGUUUAACAGAAAGGCUAUUUUACUGUUGUCCUGAUGUGCCUUUUAGCUGUGGGUUGUUCCUGGGGUGUUUCCAUGUACGUCACUGCCAUUGGAACCUUAAAUACAGGUUUGUCCUAACAAUGAUGAGAAGACACUGGUCUGCUAGAGUUUACUAGGUGAGUCUGCUGGUGGGUUUGCUAGUGAGUCUACUGGACAUGGUUUUCUUCAUACCGGGAUGUAAUCAGAGACCAUCACACUAUCAAAUUUACAAUAUAUAGUCCAGUCUCCAGAAUGACUCGUCUUGUUCAACAUUUCAAUUUGAUUAGCGUUUCCCAUGUUUCAGGUUUCGAAUAUUAAAACAUUGAGUUUUACUCUGCCUAGUCUCGUCUUUUCUAAGAACGCACACGUGCAUGUAAUGAUGGUGUAAAUAAGUCUACUUAUGAUGCUUUUAUUAAAAUGGUAAUGGAAAUGUUAUUUGUUCUGGUUUUAUUUUUUGUAUCUUAAAUGAGCAUUAAACAAUGAAAAGGUUUAGUGAACCUGGUUCUAGUCGUGUGGUUUGGAUAACAGCAACAUUUCCACAGGUGUAAACAUUUAGUGCGUUUAAAAAGUGGAAUUCUUAAAAAAUAUGAAAUACUUCAAACAAAAC